UUUAUAUAAAAGAGUAAAUUAGUAAAAUACACAUUACAUCUCUCUGCACUCUUUCCGACCAAACAAAAAAAAAUAGAUUACCCGUCCACACUCCUCCAUUGAACCAAACAUAAAAUUUUUUCAAACCCUCCAUUCUCCUCCCCUCCUUACUCCCCCUUACUCCCCCCUCUCCCUCUGAACCAAACAAGGGGUAAGCCAUUUAAGUGCAAUCCCACCUGUACACUCACUUAGAGGUACAACCAUGGCAAGAUAUUCUUGACAUAAUGCAUAGUCAUCCUCAUUUGUUUGAAUAACAGUCCUACCAAUUAUUGGAAUUGUCAUGAUUCUUAAGACGUCACGUAAUCCAAAAAGAAAUUAGUGUCUCCUAGUCUUAAGCAUCUUUUUUCCAUAUUAUAUGUAUCUACUACUAUUGUUAGGAGAUUUGUUGGAUUAUCGGAUUGGAAGGAGAGUAGUAGUAAAUUAUCAAAUCCGGUUACCUUCAGCUUUGUUUUGCAUGGUCAUUAACAAUUAGGCCUUGUAGGCUUUUUCCGUGGGCCACAAAUAUUGAAGCUAAACUGCAAAAUAAUCAAAGAGAAUUUGGUUAAUUGUGUGUGUUAAUGUUUCAACAAAUUCUGUGUUACAACAGUCUGUGGCUUACUCUUUUUGCUUACUUGUGCGAACCAUUCCAGCAUGCUGAGAGAACACGAGAGUUCAAAAAACACCUCAAAGUCCAGGUGUUGCUUUUCCCUUUUCCUUUUGCAGUCUUCUAUGCCUUGUUGCUUAAUGUUUAGCUAGUGCUGUGUUGUAUUUUUAUCAAUGGUUUUUGUUCCAUUGCUUGCUGGAAUCCUGUUAUAGUAGAUAACAUGACGAAUAUUACCAUGAAUACCAGGAUUUGGCAUAGAUUGGUGAUAGGAUGCAGUGUGACUUUGCAAAUCACGAAUUCAUUUGUAAAUGUAAUUAGUACUUGCCCUUAUGGAUGUUGUUAUGCUUUCUUAUUUUUACCAAUUUAUAAUAUUUACUUCAAUGAUUUUCCUUCAACCGUUUAAUAUUAGGUAAGGCAGACAUGUUGCCAUGAGUACCAGCAUUUGGCUUGGAUAGCUAAUGUAAGGUGGUUUAGCAUUGCAAAUCACAAGCCGAUUUUUAAAUAUAAAUUACUACUUGCUCUUUUGGAUAUUAUUAUGUUGCUUUUUAUUUGCACCUCUUAUUAGAUUUACUCAUUAUAAAAAAUGCUUGACAGAAGUUUGUUUGAUUGACCAUAAACACCCAAUGGUUGUGCCAAGAAUAUGCUAUGUUGCUUUUUAUUUUCACCUCUUAUCAGAUUUACUCAUGCUAAAAGAUGAUAGAAGUUUGUUUGAUUGACCAUAACACCCAAUGGUUUUAGGUGCCAAGUAUUCUUGUUUUCUUGGCACUACUAUCUUGGAAAUGAUUGAUUGUUUUAAUCAUACAUAUUUACAAUUUGGACCAACUUUUCCUCAUUGGUAGAAUGAAUGUGGCGUUUAAGUCAUACUAGAUAUGGAUCAUAUUCAUCGAAAAUGUCCAAAUGUACAUUAAAUCUUGAUUUCAUUGGAAACCGUGUAUGAGUCAAGGCUCUCCUUAUAUGAGUGAUGAAUGACCUGGUCUUCCCCCAAAAACUGUAUUUCUGGUUUCUUAGCCUUAAGUUUUGGUCUCAUUGGUGGUGGAAGAUAUUUACGUGUUGUUUCACAUGCAUAAUUUCUGGUUGUGAUGACUAAAACAAGCUUUGGGUGCAUGCUUUUUAGUUGGAGUCAUUCGAACGCAAGCACAACAAAAUAUGGAUCUUUUGGAACCUUUUGUUGCAUUUAGACACUCCUUGUUUCGAGCUUUAGAUUGCAAAGUAUGCAAUCUGGAACACCUUCUGGAGUUGGCAUGCAUUCUUUGCAAAGAAUGCUAUCCCUGGAUCCUGAUCUUCGAUUAGCCAUCUGGAAGACUUAUUUUUGGUACUCAGGGGUCCCAGUUUUCUCUGGCUUCUUCUGCUCUGCAUGAACUCAAGUUACUCUUUUCUCAAUCAGAAAGACUUGCUGCAUCCCACACUUAUUUUCUUGGAACUCGAAAGGGUGUAAUAUGGAACUUCCUAUUUAAUUAAUAUUAUCCAUUUUAUUUAUACUCUGGCACCAAAUUCAGAUGAUAUCCCUUAACAAGUGUAUGAAUAGAAUGCAUUCCUAGUUGUACAGUAAUGAUGGCAAGAUACUACUGCCUGCGACUAGGACAAUAAACAUGAUUAGUAUAUAGCAGAUACUAUAAAGUGUAGUAUAUCAUUUUUUUGGUUGUUCAAAUUUGGUGAUUGCCCUACCAUCUCAUAUGUCUGUCAAACUAUCAUCUAGAGAGCCACCUGGUGUGUUACUGAGUAUAAGUUUCCUUCCACUAUUGACAGCUUGAAGAAGCUAAAUUCCUUCGAGCUCAAGGUCAGAAUGAGAUGGCAAUCAGCCUUGGAAGGUACAUAAUUCGGAAUUAUAAAAUGGAUGAGGAGCAUCAACUGUGCAUUGUUUAAUUGGAAAGUGGUUAUCAGAGACACGAUCUAGCAACUCAAGAACUAGUUUAGACCAAUAUUUGAAGCAUGUUGUGGAACUCAUUGAACAGAGCAACAGCAAUGAUAAGAAGUCUUUGUCUAGACAAUGCCAGACAUAUUUCCAUCUUGCACACUACACCAAUAGUUUGUUCAAAAGCUACGAAGAACAGCUUGCCUCAAGUGAAUGGCAAGCAACUUUGCAGUUGAGGAAACAUAAGACAAGGGAGCUGGUUGCUCUAAUUAGAGGGCUAAGAAGUUCAACAAAGGGAAAGAGUUGACUGCUCAAUAAAAAUACAGGAGCUCCAAAAGCAGCUUACAAUGUUUACGGAGGAGACUGAAAAGUUGCAGGAUGAUAGGGAUAAACUCCUGAGUCUAGCAUUGGAGGUGUAUUGGCAGUGUCUUGCCAUGGGCGGAAAAUAUGGUCUGAGGGUGGAAGGGAAGCUAAUUCGGCAGGUCAACGUUUUGAUCGUUGCUCAUCAUGAUCACAAUCUCUAUCAGGCUGCGAGCGUGGUAGCUUUGGCUACAAUGACACUGAUGCUCCUCCAAACAGGCUACUUCAACAUGUUGCAAAGGGUCUUUCAGUCGAGAGAGAUGAAGUCGCAAAGGGAACACCAGUUUCUGAACUCUCUAAUUUUGCUGGAGCAGUUCCUGCAAGCCAGCCAAAUGCCUGUUUUUACUAAUGUCAUAGAUUUCAGUGAGACGCAAGACAUGCAAGGGUCAUCUAAGAGUUUUUUAAAACAUGAAAGCAGACAUGUAUCUGGAUUUGAUUGUCUCAAGUUUUUACAGCUAAGGGAAUUCAAUAAGCAAUGAGAGUCAAAAACAAGUAGGUACUAGUAGCUUCUUACUACGUCAAAUGAAUAACAAGUUUUGAAUGUCACAUUAAAAUGUCUUCUUGCUGUAAAAUUAUAGAUUUGUUUUCUUUGAAUCCCAUGCUUCGUCUUUGUUCUUAUUUGUAAGGAAUAACCUGCUGAUGACUUUCUAGUUUAUAGAAUGUUGGCUGGUGUACAAGAUUUAGUCUUGAUGGACGGUUCAUUGCAACAGGGAGUACAGACACAUUGAUCAAGUUAUUAUUUGGGGGUUUUAUUUAGUUACUGUAAGUUUAAUGUAAAAAAAAUCAGUCAGUAUUUGCUUGGUCAUUAGUAGUCUCAUUUGCACGGCUGAUGCCAUCCAUAAGAAUGCGUGUUACAUAUUGAUGAAGCCGCUAAUAAAAAAUCAUUCUCUGUAGGUGGAUCAAGUAGGAAUUAGUUAAAAGACAAUAAAACAUAAAAGUUUUAAUGAAUAAUGUUGU
Molecule: messenger RNA, 3791 nt
Organism: Dioscorea cayenensis subsp. rotundata (Guinea yam)
Lineage: Eukaryota; Viridiplantae; Streptophyta; Magnoliopsida; Dioscoreales; Dioscoreaceae
Product: cleavage stimulation factor subunit 50-like
Exons: 9
Coding region: 2822-3313 (163 amino acids)
Source: RefSeq, a predicted model, not a curated record